UGCAAGAUCCUUACACAGUAUCGUGAUAUUUCAGUGUUCUCAAAGGGGCCCUUCACCCAACAGCUAGGUUACUCUCCCAAAAUACGAAUCACUGCACGUUAUACCCGUACUCCAAAAUGGCCAUUCAGAAUCUUGCAUCAUACGAGAGAUGACAGCUACACAUGUUAAUAAAUCAACCACAGCUUGUCUUUUCAAAACAAGUGAUCGCAUCAGUAUCACAGACAUAAUCCUUGUUCUCCCUGCAUUAAGUCUUCACAUACCUGAUGCUGAGGUUAUUAGUUGUGUCUUUGUUUGGCUACUCUGCAUCGAGAUGUGUCACAUGUGCACGAAACACACCUUUUGAGAGUCUGCAUUCUAAAGCCUUAGAACCUUAUACGAAAACAGCCCUUGCCAACAACAAGGAUACACUAAACACUGUCACACUAAUUGUCCCUCAAUAUCAUCUCUGUAUAACACAUAUCACCAUCAGUAGAUAUACAGUUCAUCCUAACACUCAGAUAGUCUCUGGGCCCUCUUAUCUGAGUAAAAACACAAUAUUUCCGGAAAUCGAUCAUCAAUCACAUCUGCGUGAUUGGAACUUGGGUACCGCAAUACGCUACACAUUCAGCUUUCCCUUGGCUGAAGUCACCAACAAAAGUCAGGUAUAGGCAUACUCGUCUAUAUGCCUUUCUACAAGAUAUGGGCUGAUAUACGAAUUCUACAAGUGUAACGACUUGUCAAGAACCACCAGCUUACAUGUCUCUACCUGCUGUAGCACAAUAAAACUCAAAAUCCCUGUACAAUGAGGAAUGUGCCCUCUCAUUGUUAUCGGUCUUCAGGAAGCAACUUCUAUAUCCCAGAUAUCAAAUUGCUAUCUCCAUGAUGCAAGGUCCUC
This is a messenger RNA of Owenia fusiformis, 874 nucleotides long. The record is from the annotation of a GenBank genome assembly. Lineage: Eukaryota; Metazoa; Annelida; Polychaeta; Sabellida; Oweniidae.